Messenger RNA from Neolamprologus brichardi, 1984 nucleotides. RefSeq names its product glutamate-ammonia ligase (glutamine synthase) a (gene glula). Gene Ontology annotation, cellular component: cytoplasm. Gene Ontology annotation, molecular function: glutamine synthetase activity. Lineage: Eukaryota; Metazoa; Chordata; Actinopteri; Cichliformes; Cichlidae. The record is from RefSeq and is a predicted model, not a curated record.
AAAGGCCAGAUCCCGCUCUUAUAAAUUCUCCUGGAUCCGGGAUCUCUGUACCGGAGAAUGAGAGAGCCACUAGUGAGACAUCAUUCAACAGCACAUUGGACCUGCCAGUCCUUUAGUUUUUAUUUCAAUUUUCUCGUUUCUCCAGGUGUAUUAUAGUAGCAAAUAAGAUGGCUACGUCCGCCAGCGCCAGUUUGAGUAAAGCUGUCAAGCAGCAGUACAUGGAGCUCCCUCAGGGGGACAAAGUCCAGGCCAUGUACAUCUGGAUCGACGGAACCGGAGAGGGGCUCCGAUGCAAAACCAGGACGCUUGAUUCUGAGCCCAAAAGCAUCGAAGAUCUUCCUGAAUGGAACUUUGACGGAUCCAGUACCUACCAGUCCGAAGGGUCCAACAGCGACAUGUAUCUGAUCCCCGCAGCCAUGUUCCGCGAUCCAUUCCGCAAAGACCCCAACAAGCUGGUGCUGUGUGAAGUCCUGAAGUACAACCGUAAACCUACAGAAACCAACCUUCGGAUCACCUGUAAUAAAAUGAUGGAUAUGGUGGCGGAUCAGCAUCCUUGGUUUGGCAUGGAACAGGAGUACACCAUCCUUGGAACGGACGGGCAUCCAUUUGGCUGGCCAUCUAAUGGUUUUCCUGGACCACAGGGGCCGUACUACUGUGGUGUUGGAGCUGACAAAGCUUAUGGCAGAGACAUAGUUGAGGCCCAUUACAGAGCCUGUUUGUACGCUGGAGUCCAGAUUUGUGGCACAAAUGCUGAAGUGAUGCCUGCUCAGUGGGAGUUCCAGGUCGGACCUUGCGAAGGCAUUGACAUGGGCGAUCAUUUGUGGGUAGCGCGCUUCAUCCUGCACCGUGUCUGUGAGGAUUUUGGUGUUGUCGCCUCAUUUGAUCCCAAGCCAAUCCCUGGAAACUGGAACGGUGCUGGCUGCCAUACGAACUUCAGCACAAAAGAGAUGAGGGAAGACGGUGGAUUGAAAGCUAUUGAGGAUUCCAUUGAGAGGCUCGCAAAGAGGCACAGCUACCACAUUCGUGCCUACGACCCCAAAGGGGGGCUCGACAACGCCCGCCGUCUCACUGGCCGCCACGAAACAUCAAACAUCCACGAAUUCUCUGCAGGUGUGGCCAACCGUGGUGCCAGCAUUCGCAUUCCUCGUAACGUUGGUCAGGAGAAGAAGGGCUACUUCGAAGACCGUCGCCCAUCAGCCAACUGUGACCCGUACAGUGUGACCGAGGCCCUGAUCCGCACCUGUCUGCUGAACGAGGAAGGAGAUGAACCCGUGGAUUACUAAAUCCACAACUGACUCCGACUGUUCCCCCCCCCCUAAUUUCUUUUAAACUAGUACUGUAUAUUUUUCCCUCCCUUUCUCCCUCUGAGAUGAUUUUUAACCCACAUUUUUAAUGGCUUAAAGUUGACUGGUCAACGGAAAACAUGACAAGGUGUUAGAUCCGUGGUAGUUGUGAGCUGGUCAUGGCAGGGUAUGCCUUUCCCCUCAGCUUUAGCAGGGAUUGGCUUUUGUAACACUGUUUUGUAACCCAUGUCAUAUCAUUCCCUGUUUUGUCAGUGACUAAAACGAACUAAAGCACAUGGACACUGCAGAGUAGCGCUGCUAAGACUGGACAGCAUUUGUAAUUGAAUAAAUCUGACUAGUUAGUGUACUGUUAAUAUGUUGAACUGCCUUUCAACUAUCCAGUCUUCAUUGUUACUAAUUCUGUCGUUUUAUCAAGUGUCUACUUUUAAAUGGCAACAUUUGUCUUCAGAGUUUUGACACACUGGGUCAUCUUUGUAUCGUACACUUUGUAGAGGUCUGUACCCAGAUGUAAGUUGUGCAAAUGUGGUGGAUCUGUCCAUAAUGCCAUUUGUAGAUUUCCUCAAGGAGUUUUAUCCUUUUGUUAACUGCGAUAUUAUAAUGCACCUGAUUUGGUAAAACAUUACAUUUACUGAACAUGGUGAUUUUUAUUGAAACAUUUAAAACUUUUAUUUUUAUCACAA